Andrographis paniculata is the source of this 3222-nucleotide messenger RNA. Its product is annotated as pentatricopeptide repeat-containing protein At5g04810, chloroplastic. NCBI's taxonomy places the organism in Eukaryota, Viridiplantae, Streptophyta, Magnoliopsida, Lamiales, Acanthaceae. Gene Ontology annotation, molecular function: RNA binding; protein binding. The transcript has 8 exons. The coding region runs from base 52 to 2910 and encodes 952 amino acids. The record is from RefSeq and is a predicted model, not a curated record.
AUGACUGCCCGGUCUGAUUAAAGGGCAGCGCACCCACCGGAUCCUUCGUCAAUGGAUAUUGUCUCCCUCUCUUGCACCGUUCAUUAUGCUACCGCUCCGGGUCCUUUCUCCGCUUCCACUCUCGCCGGGAAACACUACCCCGCCAUCAUCUCCUCCGCUGUGGGUUCAGCCUCAUCAAAUGACUCCUCUGAUGAAUCCACCACUGCCUCCGCAGGCCUCCGCCGCCCUUCCUCGGUGAAGCUCCCAAAGACCCCCACCAUACGCUCGUCUCAACUUUCUGAGAACCCGCUCAAGACAUUUCUUGAUGCCCACCACAAUCCGACCCCGACGCGGUCCUCUGUCCGCAAUUCAUCAUCUCGAGAUGUUCUGUCCGAUAAGCUCUGGCUGUCCAGCAAACUCUCCCCUCCGCCGCCGCCCCCGCCGCCGCCGCCUCUGCUACAGGAAACACUCGAUGGAGAUUGUGAAAAUGGGGUUUUGAAGAAUUCAGAAGAAAAUGAAAAGGAAGUGGAUUUUAGGGAAAAAGGUAAGAUUUUUGUGGGCAAUUUACCUCUUUGGAUUAAGAAACACGAGCUUGCUGAGUUUUUCAGGCAGUUUGGACCCAUUAAGAAUGUCAUUCUGAUAAAGGGUCAUGAUGAUAUGGAGAGGAAUAUGGGAUUCGGAUUUGUGUUGUACAGUGGACACACAGCCGAAAAGGCCGCAAUGAAAGCUGUGGAGUUUGAUGGGGUGGAGUUUCACGGGAGGGUAUUGACUGUGAAGUUGGAUAAUGGGAGCAGAAUGAAGGAGAAACAUGGGGAAAGGGAAAGGUGGGUGGAGGCCAAAGGAGGGGAUGGGAAAGAAUACAGGUCUAAGUGGCAUGAGGAAAGGGAAGGUCUGCGCAAGGAGUUCCGAAGGGUCCUGGAAUCUCAACCAGGGAACUGGCAGGCAGUUGUGCGGGCUUUCGAGGUGAUUAGGAAGCCUUCGAGAAGAGAGUUUGGUUUAAUGGUGAACUAUUAUGCCAGACGAGGAGACAUGCACCGUGCUCGGGAAACAUUUGAGAAGAUGCGGGCCCGUGGAAUAGAGCCAACUUUACAUGUAUAUACAAACCUCAUUCAUGCUUAUGCAGUAGGCAGAGAUAUGGAAGAAGCAUUGUCAUGUGUGAGAAAGAUGAAGAACGAGGGAAUUGAGAUGAGCUUGGUGACGUACAGUAUUAUUGUUGGAGGUUAUGCAAGAGUUGGGAAUGUUGAAGCUGCGGAGCAUUAUUUUAAGGAGGCGAAAGAACAACUUACUGCCCUAAAUGCAAUCAUCUAUGGGAACAUAAUUUAUGCUCAUUGCCAAGCUUGCAACUUAAAACGCGCCGAAGCAUUGGUAAGGGAGAUGGAAAAAGAGGGCAUUGAUGCUCCGAUUGAUAUAUAUCACACUAUGAUGGAUGGUUACACUAUGAUCCAAAAUGAAGAGAAAUGUCUAAUGGUUUUUGAUAGACUUAAGGAAUGUGGCUUUACUCCUUCAAUAAUCAGUUAUGGAUGUCUCAUCAAUCUUUAUACGAAGAUGGGGAAAGUUUCUAAAGCUUUGGAAGUCAGUAGAGAGAUGAAACAGUCGGGCAUAAAGCAUAACCUCAAGACAUACUCCAUGCUGAUCAAUGGAUUUAUUAAUCUCAAGGACUGGGCUAAUGCUUUUUCAAUCUUUGAAGAUGUAAUACUAGACGGCAUAAAGCCUGAUGCAAUUCUUUUCAAUAACAUCAUAAGGGCAUUUUGUGGCAUGGGGAACAUGGAACGCGCUAUUCGCACAGUUGAAGAAAUGAGAAGGGCCGGACACAGACCUAGUUCCAGGACAUUUAUGCCCAUCAUUCAUUCUUUCGCCAGGGCUGGAGAAAUGAGAAGAGCGCUCGAUGUUUUUGAUAUGAUGAGGAGGAGCGGGUGCAUUCCAACCGUGUACACGUACAAUGCUUUGAUUCUUGGCCUGGUUGAAAAGCGACAGAUGGAGAAGGCUGUGGCUAUAUUGGAUGAGAUGCUGGUUGCGGGCGUAAGUCCUAAUGAGCACACAUACACUACCAUAAUGCACGGUUAUGCGUCUGUAGGGGACACUGGAAAAGCGUUUGAGUACUUCUUUAGGGUUAAGAAGGAGGGGCUCGAGCUUGAUGUGUUUACGUACGAAGCAUUGCUCAAGGCGUGCUGUAAGUCAGGCAGGAUGCAAAGUGCUUUGGCAGUAACGAAGGAAAUGGGCGCCCGAAACAUUCCGCGGAAUACUUUCAUCUACAACAUAUUAAUCGAUGGAUGGGCACGCAGAGGCGAUGUUUGGGAGGCGGCGGAUUUGAUGCAGCAAAUGAAGGAAGAGGGCGUGCAGCCUGACAUCCAUACGUACACGUCUUUCAUCAAUGCUUGUUGCAAGGCUGGAGACAUGCUGAGGGCAACGCAGACAAUGGAAGAGAUGGAAGCUGUUGGGGUGAAGGCGAACAUCAAAACGUACACAACGCUGAUUCACGGGUGGUCGAAAGCAUCCCUCCCGGAGAAGGCACUGAAAUGCUACGAGGAGAUGAGGCAGGCGGGGGUGGAGGGGGACAGGGCGGUGUACCACUGUUUGAUGACAUCGCUGCUGUUGCGGGCGUCCAUGAACAUGUCGGUGGCUGAAGAGGAGAGCUACAUCCGGAGGGGUAUCAUGGAGGUGUGCGAGGAAAUGGUGGAGGGGGGGCUGAGCGUGGACAUGGGGACUGCGGUGCACUGGUCAAGGUGCCUGAGGAGGAUUGAGAGGGGGGGCGGCGCGAUCACGGAAGCCCUUCAGAAGACGUUCCCGCCGGACUGGAACUCUCACAAGAAUCUGAAUGCGAUUUCUGAGGAGCUGGAGCUGGAGCUGAGGGAGGAGGGCCUGCUGCAGGGUGAUCCUGCUGACCCCCGUGCUUAUCUCAGUGAUUCUGACGACGAUGGCGGGCAAUCCUGAUCAAACGAAUUACUUGCAGCAUAGGUUUUAACUAAUUAACAUGUACGUAUGUAAUGUAUGUAUGAAUGUUUUCGGCAUGCAGCAGCAGGAGGUUAGUUGUCGAUGGGUGGCUAUUUUGAUAAAGUAGUUUUCAGUUGCACUGUCACAGUGUUGUGUGAUAUAUAUAUAUAUAUAUAUGAUGUGAUUAUUAGUAUUCUACAUACAUAUAUAUGUGUGUGUGUGUGUGUGAUGUGGCUUUAUGCUUAUACUACAACGACUGCUGCUGCUGCUGCUAUUAUUAUUAUUAUUAUUAUUAUUAGUUAAACUUGCUCA